AAAUUUGUCGCGAGAAGAGGCGGAGUAACUUAUUCAGAAAACUAAAGCAUAUACUAGAGGCGGGGCAGUAUUCCAGAGAAGAAAUUAAACGAACAAAUACAUUCAAGAUGGCAAAUGAGGCUGCACCUUGCCCCUGUGACAUUGGAGACAAGAUGGACUAUGGAGGAAGAGGAAAUGAAGUACAAAUUGAACACAUCAAUGCAUAUCUAACAAAACCAUCAGUCAAAACUGAUAAAGCAGUCAUUGUGAUACAAGAUAUUUUUGGAUGGCGACUUCCGAACACAAGAUACAUGACCGACAUGCUUGCACAAAAUGGAUACAUGGCCAUCUGUCCUGACUUUUUUGUUGGGAAGGAUCCUUGGAACCCCACUAAUGACUGUUUAACAUUUCAAGAAUGGCUUAAAGACAAGCAACCAACUGAAAUAAACAAAGAAGCUGAUGUUGUCCUGAAGUAUCUGAAAGAGCAAUGCAAUGUCACAAGGAUCGCUGUGAUUGGCUUCUGCUGGGGAGGAGUGGCCACUCAUCACUUGAUUCUGCACUACCCGGAACUGAAAGCUGGAGUUUCUGUUUAUGGAAUAAUUCGUGACAGUGAAUACCGAUAUAAUUUGAACAGCCCAACAUUAUUUAUUUUUGGUGAAAAUGAUGCUAUCAUUCCACUUGAUCAGGUGACCACCCUUCAGAAGAAACUGGAAGAAAGCUGUUCAGUUGAUUUUAAUGUCAAAAUCUUCCCCGGCCAAACACACGGCUUUGUCCACCGCAAGAGGGAGGAGAUCAACCCCAAAGAUAAACCUUACAUCGAAGAAGCAAGAACAGAUUUGCUUAAUUGGUUAAAGAAAUAUGUUUAAAAUGAACAAAUGAUGUCACAGAAUGCAGGGAAUAACUAUUUGGUGGCCUUUUGCAUACCAUACCUGUGUCAUCGUCCUCCAUUCGCCCCCACCCCUUUUUGUUAGUAAAGGGUCUUUUUUUUUUUUUUUUGUAAUUAACCCAGUGUGUCUGGUUUAUAGUUUCUUGAGAUCUAAUUUUUUUGUUGUUUUUCUAAGGUAUUUGGUGGUUCAUCCCAAAUUUAAUCAUCAUCAAUAGUUAGUCAUUUAUUAAAGCACCUAGCAUCAUAGUUGUGGGUGACAGGUUAAUGUAAUAAUGUUACUUUUGUCAAUAACAAGGUAAUACGACAGGUUCGAUUUGUAACAGGAGUAAUAUUACCGUUAUUUAACGUCCCGUUAUCUAAACAAAUCAAAUAUUAAAAAAAGCACCGUAUCACAGUCUACCAUUCUGCCAAGUAAUAAAGUGGAAUGGAGUAAUUGUAUGCUUUAUCCAAUAACAUUUCAGUUUACAAAAGUGCCCUUAUUUUCAAAACACAAUGUUUACUGGUAUAAAAAGGGCAGUUUGUUUAUACACCCCCCACUGAUGUCAUGAGCUUCAAAAUACUUAUAUUUGCACCUGGGAUAAUAAAAAACGACUGAUAAAGCAAGCAGAUGUCCAUUAAAAUUCCGAUGUUGACCAGUUAAUCUGGGUCUGGUAGACCAAAACGCACCAGAGGAAUUUAUGAGGUUAACUACCUGAAAUAUAGAGUAGCAUCGCCCUCUUGUGGAUUAUAAAGGUAGUGUUGUUAGAUACUCUCAAUGAUAACACUAUGUAACACAAUUUUUGUUCAUGGGUAGUAAGUGUUAUUUCCUAAUUGCUUAUG
Molecule: messenger RNA, 1684 nt
Organism: Polyodon spathula (Mississippi paddlefish)
Lineage: Eukaryota; Metazoa; Chordata; Actinopteri; Acipenseriformes; Polyodontidae
Gene: cmbl
Product: carboxymethylenebutenolidase homolog (Pseudomonas)
Exons: 6
Coding region: 108-845 (245 amino acids)
Molecular function (GO): hydrolase activity
Source: RefSeq, a predicted model, not a curated record